This is a messenger RNA of Cladocopium goreaui, 983 nucleotides long. The record is from the annotation of a GenBank genome assembly. Lineage: Eukaryota; Dinophyceae; Suessiales; Symbiodiniaceae.
ACUGCUCCAGAGCGUACGCCGCGCUGCCCCUUUUUGGCAUGGCAAAGGUCUUCCUGGACGUUGAUAUCGAUGGCGAACUGGCCGCGUUUCAACUGGGUCAAGCCUUUGUCGAGGCCAAUGACAUCAAGUACUCCCUGAGUUCUAAGGACGUCUUAGCCCUGGGCGGCUCCGAAAUCUCGCGACUCCCAGAGCUGUUUGAGGCCGACUACGAGUGGAGUCAAAAAGGCCGAGCCUUGUUUAAGCCUCCCGAGCAGCGAGUGGUCAUCGAGCUCUACGAAAAGGAGAGCCCUAUGGCAUGUGCCAACUUCAAGGCCUUCUGCACGGGCGAGAAGGGAAAGUCCAAGGAAUCCGGGAAGGAGAUGUCGUAUAAGAAUGUGCCAUUUCAUCGGAUCAUCAAGGGCUUCAUGAUGCAGGGUGGCGAUUUUGUGACUCACACCGGAGCUGGUGGUGAAAGCAUCUAUGGAAAGAAGUUCAAGGACGAUGCCGGCGGAUUGAAAUUGAAACAUGACGCCAGAGGCAUUGUGUCCAUGUCCAACACGGGUAAAAACUCGAACACCUGCCAAUUCUUUAUCACCUUCAGCGAUCAGAGUAAGCUGAACGGAAAACAUGUGGUCCUCGGUCGAGUGGUACAGGGCAUGGAGGUCAUUGACCGAGUCGAGUUGGAGACGGGCACCGAAGCAGAGAGCAAACCUCUGAAACCCGUGACGAUCGUCGACUGUGGCAUCCUCUCGUGAGAGUGGCGCUGCCAUUGGGUCCAGCAAGAUCCGUUUGUGAUUUGGAAGGUGAUUCCGGAGAGUUUUCAUGUUUAUGAGGAAGAAUAAAUUGAAUUAAAGCUGCUGAUUAGGCAGUUCUGAAUCUUUGGCAUUUGGGACCUUUUGUUGCCAAUGUCACAUUAGCGGUGCUGCGAAGCUAAAGUCUUUGCAGACUGACGUCAAUUUCGAAGCUGGAGCUGGCACAUCAACGAAAACCUUAGCGCUGGAAAA